Molecule: messenger RNA, 975 nt
Organism: Oppiella nova
Lineage: Eukaryota; Metazoa; Arthropoda; Arachnida; Sarcoptiformes; Oppiidae
Source: the annotation of a GenBank genome assembly
AUGUCUGCAAUGUAUGAUCUGUUGGGAAGAUUCAGUGUAUUAGUGGUGGUGUUAUGGCUGUUGUGGAAGUUGUCUCGAGGUUUGUGGACCUCUUUCAUUGCCUCCAGUUUGGGACUCGGAGUCAAGUGGUGUCCGUCCGACAAGACUUGGGCUAUCAUAACGGGCGCCACCGAUGGCAUCGGAAAGGCUUACGCCCAGAGGAUGGCUAAAAUGGGAUACAAUUUGCUGCUAAUCAGCAGAAGUGAAGACAAACUGAACAAAACGAAAGAAGAGAUUUUGGCGAAACACAAGAAGUGCUCUGAAGUGAGAGUUCUUGCCGUCGACUUCACCCAAAAUGAUAUAUACGAUCGCUUAGAGGCCACUAUCGGUUCACUGGACGACAUCCAUGUGCUGAUCAACAACGUCGGCAUCUCCUACUCAUACCCCGAAUAUUUCACUCAAAUCCCGGACUCACAGAAGUUGAUUGAAUCGAUCAUUAACUGCAAUAUCAUAUCAAUGACGCGAAUCAUUGAACUGGUUUUGCCUAAAAUGGAGGCCAAAAGACGUGGAGUUAUCAUAAACCUGUCCUCAUAUUCGGCGUCAUAUCCGAUGCCAUUGCUGUCUCUGUACGCCUCGUCCAAGAUCUACGUGGACUUCCUGUCGCGAGCCCUUCAGGUGGAGUACGCCAACAAAGGCAUCACCAUUCAGAGUGUGUUACCCGCGUAUGUCAUGACAAACAUGAGUAAAAUCCGUCGCUCCUCUCUAAUGGUUCCCACGCCUGAAGUCUAUGUCGACCACGCGUUGAGAACCGUCGGCAUCGAGAGCCGCACUUAUGGCUAUUGGCCGCACAAACUCCAGGGAUUCCUUCAGGACUCCAUUAUCUCAAACACCAUUGGACUCGGAUCUGACUUCAACAUCAAGUUGGCCUUCAAUGCACUCAAAGACGUCAGACGAAGAUAUUAUAAGAAGGAGGGGUUGAAAGAGAAGACCAACUGA